Messenger RNA from Linum trigynum, 2035 nucleotides. The record is from the annotation of a GenBank genome assembly. NCBI's taxonomy places the organism in Eukaryota, Viridiplantae, Streptophyta, Magnoliopsida, Malpighiales, Linaceae.
CCGCUCCCGCUCCUAUAGUCCUACCUUCAAAUCAGAGCUCUCAUCCGCGUUGCUUCGAUCAAAAAGUUGCUUACUUUACCUACACACUGUGAGAAGAUGCGAAUAAAUGAUACCACAGAGGCUUUCUGCCAAGUCUGACAACACCACUGCAAAUUAGCAAGGUUAAGAACCAUUUGUUUUAUUGCACUAGUUCUUGGGUAAGUGUCAGUUUGUUAAACUCUUUUCUAAUGCCUUAUAUCAUGUGCUCAUAUGGCAGAAGAGAGGCUUUCUAAUGAACAUUGGAAAUUCUGGAGAUUGGGCGGUCCAACGUGCACUCUGGAAAUGAAAAUGGAAGAUUGGAGAGACAAUUAGUUAAGUAGUUCUCAUUUAGCUUUUUGCCUAAUAUUUUGGAACAUGUGGUUUUUCAGAAUUGUGGAGUAUUUAAAUUGGGAUAAUUUGAUUACUUCUUUUCGUGUAGUUACAUGUUUUUAAUUCUUGUGUUGUCCUUUAAGAGUGAUUUUAUUCGAAUGAAAGAUUAGUCGAUCCAAUGGGAUGGUUCAGACCGAAUCGAGCCAUAUAUGAUUUGAUCCAAGCUGAAUCGAAGUAAUAACGAUUCGACUUUGGUCAUUGAUUUAGAAAUUUUUGUGAUCGAAUCCGAGGAAGUUGGUCCAGUCUUGACCGAAUCGACCGAUGCCCAACCCUAUUCUACCCCUUGGACAAGACGCAUCCGCUACCGUUGCCACUGUUGGGAAGCCCUCUUUUCCGUCUCUCUGCAAUUCCGCCGUUGCGAUGGCGGCUGUACGAAUGAUAGAUAUUGCGGUAAACUUCACAGAUGGCAUGUUCAAAGGAAUCUAUAAUGGCAAGCAGCACCAUGUAGCGGACAUACCUGCUGUCCUGACUCGGGCUUGGAACGCAGGUGUGGAACGCAUCAUUGUCACUGGUGGGUCUCUGGAGGAGUCGCGGGAAGCUUUGGCAAUUGCCGAGACAGAUGGAAGGCUUUUCUGUACUGUUGGUGUGCACCCUACUAGAUGCAAGGAAUUUGAAGAAAGUGGGGAUCCGGAGAACCAUUUCCAAGCUCUGUUGUCGUUGGCCAAAGAGGGAAUUCAGAAAGGAAAGGUUGUGGCAGUUGGUGAGUGUGGACUGGACUACGACAGGCUCCACUUUUGCCCUGCUGAGAUUCAAAAGAAGUAUUUUGAGAAGCAGUUUGAAUUAGCACAUGCCACAAAGCUGCCUAUGUUCCUCCAUAUGCGUGCAGCUGGCGAGGACUUUUGUGAGAUCAUGGAUCGUUACAAGGACAGGUUCACCGGUGGUGUAACGCAUUCCUUUACUGGCAGCACAGAAGAUCGUGAUAAACUUCUUGCAUUCAGAAAUAUGUAUAUAGGUGUGAAUGGUUGCUCUUUGAAGACAACUGAGAACCUUGAUGUUGUGAGGGACAUUCCCAUUGACAGAAUGAUGAUAGAGACCGACUCUCCCUAUUGUGAAAUAAAGAACACACAUGCAGGAAUCAAACAUGUAAAAUCAUCCUGGCCUUCCAAGAAGAAAGAGAAGUAUGAACCAGGGUCCAUUGUCAAAGGCCGGAAUGAACCUUGUUUAGUUCGGCAAGUUUUAGAGGUCGUGGCAGGCUGUAAAGGCAUCACUAAUACUGAAGAAAUGAGCAGAAUCAUCUACCACAACACCUGCAGAAUGUUCUUUCCGCAGGACUUGGAUUCCGCUGCAGAGUUACUUCUUGCUGGUGGCGAUCAGGAUUCUCAGCUAACAUGAACUGUUUUCCUGCUGGUCGUGAUCAUGACUCUCAGGGAAAAUGCCUUAUUCCCUCUUUUGCUCAACUUUUUCUAGUUGGAAUAAACCCACUCUCAUGUAUUUUUAAGUUCCCCUGAGAAUACUUCAAACCUGGCUUUUUAUCGAGACAUCUUUGAUAUUAGUGCUGGUUCUUUAGAGUUAUACUGAUACUUGCUUGAACGAGUCUUCAAAAAGUUUUCACUUGGUACAAAUAUAUUGCAAUAUAUAUGGUCAUCCAUUGAGCAACAAUUUUCUGCAGUAAAGGUACUCUAUAAAU